AUGGCUAGCAAAAGAAAACGAUUAACUUUAAAAGAAAAAAUAGACAUUCUGGAAUUUCGAACAUCAAAUACAAUGGGCGUUCGUGCAUUAGCAGACAAAUUUAGUGUUAGUAAAACACAAAUUGCUGAUAUUAUAGCAAAUAAAGACGCUCUUUACAAAAUUUGGGCUGAAAAUGGAGAAGAGAAACGGAAAUGGACAAAGCUACAAAAAACAGAAACCUCUAUAAUCGACAAUGAAGUAUUAAACUGGUUUUCAAAAUUACGAGAAAAAAAUCUUCCUGUUUCAGGACCGAUGCUUCAAGAAAAAAGUAAGCAAAUCGCUGAAAUGCACGGAUUUGAUUUUAAAGGCUCUAAUGCAGUGGUUUUCAAACUUUUUUUAUACACGGCACACCGUACACUUCAAAAAAUUUUCACGGCACACUGA
Messenger RNA from Melanaphis sacchari, 423 nucleotides. Its product is annotated as jerky protein homolog-like. Gene Ontology annotation, molecular function: DNA binding. Lineage: Eukaryota; Metazoa; Arthropoda; Insecta; Hemiptera; Aphididae. The coding region runs from base 1 to 423 and encodes 140 amino acids. The transcript has a single exon. The record is from RefSeq and is a predicted model, not a curated record.